This is a messenger RNA of Spizellomyces punctatus DAOM BR117, 1129 nucleotides long. RefSeq lists its product as uncharacterized. The transcript has 3 exons. Lineage: Eukaryota; Fungi; Chytridiomycota; Chytridiomycetes; Spizellomycetales; Spizellomycetaceae. The record is from RefSeq and is a predicted model, not a curated record. Bases 236 to 814 code for a protein of 192 amino acids.
CCUGCUUAACUCAAACCACAUCGCGAGGAUCUCUACCAACUGAAAUUUCACAAGGCCGAUUGUCUGAUUGCAUCUUCUCAGCUUGAAUAUACAUUGCGAAGGUGUACGGUGGACGCUCGGAUUUGAAGCCCGUCGGAAGCACCAGACCAGAGACGAGUCUCGAUCGCCUAUUGCGUUCAACAACUGGAUAUUUUGGCCGUCUUAGAAAUUUGACCAACGGCUUCCUAUUCUCAUCAUGACGAAACCAGCGAACGGAAAUGCUGCCAACGGCGCUCCUGCUCGUCGUGUAGUGGUUACUAAGGGUACCAACGGUUCAACUGGUACGCAAGCGAACAGUUCACUUUCCGAUAGAUUCAGGCAAAUUGAAAUCGCUCGCGUGGCCUCUCGACAGGCCGGCAGCCGUCAAGCUACCGUAAUGGCCAAUCGUUUGGGCCGAGGUAAACCAAUGGCGAAUCGCGGCGUUGUUAACGCUAGUGCAUUUCGUGGUGCGCGCGGCGGCCUGAAUGGACAUGUGGCCCGUGGAGGCGUCGCCAAAAUCAGCCGAGGAUUUGCAAGGGGAGGAAGCGCUUUCCGUGGUCGAGGGAGUUUUGGACGAGGUUUUGCGGCAAGAAACACUUUUCGUAGUGGUCGAGGUGGAUUUCGUGGUGGACGCGGUCGUGGAGGUCGAGGUGGUGCCCCGCCGUCUAAAGAAGCUCUCGACAGAGAUCUCGAAAGCUUUAUGAUGAAGGAUACCAAAUAUGCUGCAAGCAAGCUCGAUAACGAACUGGACGAAUAUAUGGCUCAGGACAGCGAGGGCACCCCAAUGGAAUCGUGAACAAUUGUUUUCAGUAUCUGAAAGAAGUAAACCAGGCAGAGGAAUCGAAAGGGAGAAACAAUUUGGCGGCUGCAUUACCAUGUCUAUCGUCAUUUUGCGGUCUAUUUCUUGAUAAAUCGGAGUGGUGGAGUGAGAAGACAAUUACAUGGAGGUAACUCCCUAGCCAGCGAACGUUUGAGUCAUGGGAUUGGAAUGGAAUAUCUGUAAAAGAAAUUGAAGGUUGCAAGGUGUUAUUUGUAUGGCGACUGCCCCUUCUGUUUAUCCGUCUUUCCAGAUUGUAUAAGAAAAGUAUGCCUGGCAGAGAUUCUCAUGGCA